AUGUAUUAUAUGUUCUAUCAGAAACAACUGGAUAAUGCCUGUUCAAAAAUGUAUUUUUUAGAAAGACGCCCAGCCAAGGACUAUUUGGUUGGUUUCAUUCAGCGCUAUAAGGACUGGUUAAUUCCUGACUUUCUUGGAAAGGGAACUCCGGAAGAACUGGCCACUAAACUUGUGGGUUCUUGCUUGCCCCACGCUGGUGAUUGUCAUUCGAGUCUAAUAGAUGAGACUUUCAGUCCGGAAGCCAAAACUCUGUCCGGGACAGUGCUCAUCUGUGCAGUGUUUUACGUUGCAGAAAGCCCAACAAUCGAGGACUACUUCACAAUGGCCAACCUCGACAAGGAGCAAUCUGCACGCCUAUAUCAGCUCAUGUCUGGCGUUGCCGAGGGCAAACAGAUGCAACUCCUGAUGUUGGGCAUGCCUCUGGGCGCCUGGGCGGAAUUAUACUUCCUCUUCAAUCGUAUCGCCAGCAGCGGAUUCCUGCACGAGGGAACAACCGACUAA
This is a messenger RNA of Dibothriocephalus latus, 501 nucleotides long. Lineage: Eukaryota; Metazoa; Platyhelminthes; Cestoda; Diphyllobothriidea; Diphyllobothriidae. The record is from the annotation of a GenBank genome assembly.